ACGAUACCAUAAUGGCCGAAGUAUUUUCUGAAGACCUAGUUGCAAGUUCUGAAACCUUAGUUGAAGAUUUUAAAAACUUAUAUGAGUUCAAGGAACGGCUUCUAAUAACUGCAGAUGAACUUUUAAUUCAAAGUCUUAUUGACAUCGUUCAGAGUCUCAUAAUCCAAAAUUAUUAUAUGUUCUUACAACGAAGUUCUAUUAGGAUGCUUCAUUUUAUUGCCCAUUAUAAACAAUUCAAUGAACUUAAUGAAGCUUAUUUGGAGACCAUUUGCAAAAAUCCUUCCUUACUAUUUGAUUCAGAUGAAUUUGUUUCUUUAGAGGAAAAUGCACUAAAAUUAAUUCUUGAAUGUGAUAACCUCGAUAUGAAAGAAAGUAUUAUCUGGAAAAAACUAGUUCAAUGGGGAAAAGCACAACAUGAACAGAAAUUACAUGAAUUAACUAAACUCAUUAGAUUUUAUCAAAUAGAUCCUAAGAAGUUUGUUCCUGAAGUGUGGGAAUAUAUGGACAUUCUUCUUAAAGAUUUAAUUAAAGAUGUAGUACACUGUCAUUUAGAUUCAGAUGCUAAACCAUCAUACAAAACAUUUUUGAUCAGAUGGGGCAAUUUUAGAAUUAACUCAGAAUUAAUCAACAAAGAGAUUGUACUAUUAUUGAUUAAAUGGAUAGAUGGAAAAACUACAGAUGAUAAUACCUCAAAAGGAUUUCAUUACAAAUUUAAUCUACUUUUUAGAAGCAACUUAGACGGUCACGCAUCACAAGCAUUUCAUCGAAGAUGUGAUAACAAGGGGCAACAAUUGUUGUUGGAAGAAUUGCAAACUCAAGUCGUCUUAUUGGAGGUUACAAUCUACUUGAUUGGAAUGGAGAUAAUCUUCAUAUUUUUAUUAGAUACAAAUAACCUCAAAAAAGCAAUGUUAUCACGCGUUAAUCAUAAUCUUAGUGAUUGUGCUAUUGGUUGCGACGGUGCUCAUGGUCCAAGUUUUGGAGAAGGUCCUGAUUUACACAUUUCAAAUAACAAGACUAUCUGA
Messenger RNA from Racocetra fulgida, 1022 nucleotides. The record is from the annotation of a GenBank genome assembly. Lineage: Eukaryota; Fungi; Glomeromycota; Glomeromycetes; Diversisporales; Gigasporaceae.